Molecule: messenger RNA, 1580 nt
Organism: Punctularia strigosozonata HHB-11173 SS5
Lineage: Eukaryota; Fungi; Basidiomycota; Agaricomycetes; Corticiales; Punctulariaceae
Product: MFS general substrate transporter
Exons: 5
Coding region: 112-1479 (455 amino acids)
Biological process (GO): transmembrane transport
Molecular function (GO): transmembrane transporter activity
Source: RefSeq, a predicted model, not a curated record
CAUGGCAGAGUUGAUCUCGUCCCGCUCCCUUCUGAUGAUCCGAACGAUCCUCUCAACCGGCCUUUUUGGCGCAAGCAUGUACUUCUCAUCCUGGUCGCUAUACACGCUUUCAUGUGCAUCUACUCUACCUCCAUGAUCAUUCCGGCUUAUUCUGAUUUCUCGAAGGAGUUUGGCGUCUCGCUGCAGAAGGCGUCUUUCCUCACGUCGGUCCAGAUCCUCUUCCUCGGAUUCAGCCCGUUAGUGUGGACCCCGUUGUCCGCUCGCUAUGGACGUCAUCCUCUCUAUUUGUUCUCGGCGUUAUCUACGGCAGGAUGCGCUUUUGCAGGAGCAUUCUGCCACUCCUAUGGUACCCUUAUGACGGUGGAGGUAUUCACUGGAAUUUGUUUAUCGCCGGCCUUGGCUCUUGGGGCAGCAACAGUCCAAGAAAUGUUCUUCCAACGCGAGCUUGGCCAGAAGGCAAGCAGUGACCUAACAUGUCGACAUGAUUUUGUUGACAUUUAUCUUCAGCUCGGUAUUUGGACCGUCCUGCUCACACUUCCUGCCUCCCCGCUGAUUGGCGGAUUCAUCGUCCAGAACAAGGGCCCUCGUUGGUUGUUCUUCGUCUUAGCCAUCUUGCAACUCUCGCUCUUCUUCGGCUACUUGUUCUUCGGAUUCGAAACGUUAUACAUUCGACCUAUGCGGGUGCCCGGCCAGCGGCAAGUUCCCGAAGAUGACCAACUCGGUUGCUCAUAUGGGUCGAAGCUUCCAGGGUGGCUCUCGGAGCUGCGGUUCCGGCGCAUCGAUCCUCGGCCACUACACCCUUCCGAGUUCUUCGGCCCCCUCUUGAUGGUCUUCCGUCCGCCCAUCAUCCUUUGUACGCUUGGAUACUCCUUCAUAUUCUCCUACGCCGGCAUCAUCAUUGGCGUGCUCAUCCCCCAAUUCCUACAAACCAAGUUCCGACUCAACAACGCUCAGGCGGGCUUGCAGUUCGUGGGGCCAAUCAUCGGCGGGGUGAUCAGCGAGCAAAUUGGCGGACGCGGAUCUGACUGGCUGAUGUCGUAUAGGACACGUCGGGCCGGAGGCCGUCGCGAGCCGGAAAUGCGCCUUGCGGCCAGUUACCCGGGAUUUUUACUGGGGGCGAUCGGCGUCAUCGUCUGGGGUGUUCAGCUACAGAACGCUACGCCCGGAAAAUGGAACGUCACGCCCGUAAUAGGCAGCUCCAUCGCCUGGGCAGGUCUGCAACUCGCUUCGACGCCCGUGUAUGCGUAUUGUCUUGAAGCAUACCCCUUAGAGGCGGCACAGGUAUCUGCAUUCAUUGUCGUUUUCCGCCAGGUCUAUGGAUUCACCGUGCCUUUCUACGCUGCUAAUGGGGCGGUCAACCUCGGAUUAGCCAAGAUGACGGGGAUCUUUGGAGCGUUGACAGGUGCAGGCGCGAUUCCAGUCAUUGCCUGCGAACUAUGGGGGAAAAAAUGGCGACAGCGUCGUUGGCCUGGGCAAUGAUAGCAGGGAACGAGAGGUACAGAUUCUCAGCGGGACGCGGAAAUGUACCCCAUGACAAUCUCGUCAAUGCUACUGGCACAUACGAGGCCGUGGGCGAGUAC